Molecule: messenger RNA, 528 nt
Organism: Strongylus vulgaris
Lineage: Eukaryota; Metazoa; Nematoda; Chromadorea; Rhabditida; Strongylidae
Source: the annotation of a GenBank genome assembly
GCAGUCUCUGGAGCUGAUUAUGUGAUUGAGGCUGUCGUCGAGAAGAGAAGCGUCAAAGACGAAGUUUUUAUUGAAGCUCAGCAGUUCUGUCCACCAAAUGCACUUCUGAUCACCAAUACAUCAUCAAUUCAACUAUCUGAUCUACUUCCAUGCAUUCAAGAUCAUUCUCGAUUCGCUGGACUUCACUUCUUCAAUCCCGUACCACUUAUGAAAUUGGUGGAGGUGGUCAGUACACCUGAUACCUCCACAGAAACGCACACGAAAUUGAUGCAGUUCUGCAUUUCACUUGGAAAGCGACCAGUUUCUUGUAAGGACACUCCUGGGUUCAUUGUAAAUCGACUUCUUGUACCGUAUCUUAUCGACAGCAUACGAAUGCUUGAACGAGGAGACGCUACCAAGGAGGAUAUAGAUGCAGCUAUGUGCUACGGUACGUCCUGUCCAAUGGGACCGCUAGCCCUUUGCGAUUAUGUUGGUCUUGACACAAUUGCUAACGUCAUGUCAGGUGAGAAAAUACACAUUAUAAGAUGA